AUGAGUUUCUAUCAUAUAAAAAAGAUUUUUAUCCGCCAUAUUGUUGAUAGGUCUCUUAAUAUAUGAUAUUAGAACAUCAAUUAUUUGUGUAUUAUCUUAAUUUCUCUCUACAUGUAAUUUUUCUUUAAGAAGUUAUUCAUGGUGGUAAGUCAUAGAAAACUGAAUAACAUAACUAUUGAUAAUAUCUCUUUAAUUUUGGUAAAUGAUUAUAGAAGAGCUAAAUAGAAAAUCUGACAUCUAAGUUAUACUUAUUGUGUUACCAAAGCUCCCAUCAAAGACUUUGGUAAUAAUGAGCCUAAAGGUACAUUAAUUCUGCCUACAAUUAGCUAUAUCUAAUUAGAUCAUAUUAAGACUAAUCAUCUGAUGGACUAUCCCAUCAACCCAAUUGAUCAAACUAACAUUAAACAUGUUUAUUAAUCAAUGUAAGGUGGCAUGGAAGGUGUGCUUUUCUCAUUAAUUAUAAUCUUAUAUGAAUAAUUUCAUAGGCAACAACUGAAAUGACAUGUCAAGGAAGAUAAGACAAGAGGCUCUUAACAUGAUAAAAUGAAAGACAUGGAUACAUUGCACCAUAUUCUGAUUCAAUUACAUGUGUUGCUGCUAACUUUCUAAUUGUAGCAUGUUUUUCGUGUCUGCUCUGUGCAUUAUACUCAAUAUUGUCCAAACAAUAUUAUCUUCUGUUGCUAUGUCUUUUUUUAUUGGCUCUUCACAUCACACAUUAUAUAUAUCUUAUAAAGUUCACAAAAAUAACACAUACAUACAUAGAUAGAGAUACAAUUUCAAUUAGAAGGGAAUAUAAUAUAGUGCACUACAGCACAAAUAUAUAGAUAUCAUAUUACAUGAUCAUGAUUAUGGCUGAGGUGACAGCAAGAAAUAGAAGUAGCAGCAGCAACAAAAAAAAGGGUUUAAGUGGUGGCAUGUUGAAGUUCAAGAUUCUGUUGGAAAAGCUUCAUAAAGUUGUGUUAUUACUAGUAGGUAAAAAUAAUAAACCAAGCUCAUCAUAUGUGAAAGAAGGCCAUUUCGCUGUGAUUGCUACUGUUGAAGGACCAAAGAGGUUCUUGGUGCCAUUGAGGUGUUUGAGAAACCCUACAUUCUUGAGUUUGUUGGAGAGAGCAGCUGAAGAGUAUGGUUUUGAUCAGCUUGGUGCAAUUACCAUUCCUUGCAACCCUAGUGACAUUGAGACCUUACUGGCUCAUCAUCAAGUGGAGAAAGAGGAAGAUGAAAAUGCCAGAGAGGAUUUGAUCUAGAAUGAAAAGGCCUAUAUCCUUGUCCAAUAUCAGGUUUGAGACUUAAAUAUGUUAGUACUUUUAAGUUUCAACUUUUGAUGCUAUUAUUCACUUUAAUAAGAUGGUGUAUGUUCAAAUACUAUAUCUCAUUAUAAAGCGUUGAUCAAAUAUGAGAAAUCUUUGCAAUUAACGUUAAAUUAUUGGUCUAGCAUUCGUUCAGAUGUCGAAAACUUGUUUGGUGACAGGUUAUUGAAAUUGCUGUCACAUUAUGAUC
Messenger RNA from Arachis duranensis, 1497 nucleotides. Its product is annotated as auxin-induced protein X10A-like. Gene Ontology annotation, biological process: response to auxin. The record is from RefSeq and is a predicted model, not a curated record. Bases 837 to 1244 code for a protein of 135 amino acids. NCBI's taxonomy places the organism in Eukaryota, Viridiplantae, Streptophyta, Magnoliopsida, Fabales, Fabaceae. The transcript has 2 exons.